Fonsecaea nubica is the source of this 2235-nucleotide messenger RNA. RefSeq lists its product as hypothetical. Gene Ontology annotation, molecular function: chloride channel activity. The transcript is spliced from 3 exons. The record is from RefSeq and is a predicted model, not a curated record. Gene Ontology annotation, cellular component: cortical endoplasmic reticulum. Bases 1 to 2235 code for a protein of 744 amino acids. Gene Ontology annotation, biological process: chloride transmembrane transport. Lineage: Eukaryota; Fungi; Ascomycota; Eurotiomycetes; Chaetothyriales; Herpotrichiellaceae.
AUGGCUUCCAAGGUGCUCCAGACCAAUUUCGAUGUGGACUAUGUCAUUAGCUAUCGAGUGCCCAGCGACGACAAGGUAGCUGGCGUCAAUCAGUUCAAGAAGCUCAUUCGAGCUCUCACCGAGACCGGCUUGACCACCGAAGUACGACGCGGCGAUGAAACCUCCUUGCUGGUCUUCGUCAAGGCUGCCGACGAAAAGAUAUUCGCGGACGUGGUUUACCGAUCGAGGAUAAAAGACUGGCUACAUGGGGUUCGACAACUCCAACCGAGCAAUGACCCAGCACAAACUCUGAUCUCAGAGCCCCUCACCGCUGCUGAGCGUCAUCGACACAUUCACCACAUGAUAUGCUGUCCACGUGAAGAUGGAGGAGCAGGGAUCACACCUAAGCAUGGCGAAUGGAAGAAUGUUGAAGCCGUGUUCCCCUUGCACGACCAUGUCAAAAACAAGGCAUGGUUGACCGAGUUCACACGCAAGACAUUUCUGACACCAGACGACUUGGACGAGAUCCGGAACACUCUGGGCGAGAAGAUCGGCUACUACUAUGCAUUCCUACAAUCCUACUUCUCCUUCAUGAUCUUCCCUGCGGCCUUUGGUUUCUCCUGCUGGGUCCUUCUCGGCAGCUACUCACCCAUCUAUGCAAUUGUCAACGGUCUGUGGUGUGUCAUAUUUGUGGAAUACUGGAAACGCCAGGAACAAGAGUUGGCUAUUCGAUGGAACGUCAAGAGGGUUUCUUCCAUCGAGGACAAACGCAGAGAAUUUGUACCGGAAAAAAUCACCACAGAUCCUGUCACAGGAGAAAAGGUUGCCUACUUCCCGGCAGUGAAGCGACUACAGAGACAACUCCUCCAAAUCCCAUUGGCAGCCCUGUGCGUGAUUGCUCUCGGCGCUGUCAUUUGCACCUGCUACGCCAUCGAAAUAUUCAUCUCCGAGGUCUACGACGGUCCUCUAAAGUCCGUCCUUGUCUUCCUCCCGACCAUUCUCCUCACCCUUGCGGUCCCUACCAUCAGCAAUUUCCUGACUGGAUUUGCCGAAAAGCUCACUUUCUAUGAAAACUACGAAACGCAAGAGGCCCACGACAAGGCCAUGAUUUCCAAGGUUUUCGUCAUCAACUUUAUCACCUCAUACACGGCUAUCUUCUUGACUUCCUUCGUCUAUGUCCCCUUUGCCUCUAUCUUGGUGCCUUAUCUGGAUAUCUUCGGCUUGACGGUUCUACCAUUUGCCGAGGACGAAAAGCAACUUCAGACUCCAUCUCCAGCAGCCUUCAGCAUCAACCCGAACCGUCUACGCAACCAGAUGAUCUAUUUCGCAGUGACGGCCCAGGUCGUGAAUUUCGCUAUGGAGACAGUCAUGCCAGUUGUCACACAGAGAGGAACCAAGAAAUUCAAUGAAAUGAAGUCCCAGCGUGCAGAAAAGCACGGUGGAACCACGCCCUCUGUCGCUGACCACGAUCCGCCCGAGGAGAAAGAAUUCCUCACUCGAGUUCGGGAAGAGGCUGCUUUGCCCGAGUAUGACGUGACCUCGGAUCUGCGGGAGAUGUGCAUGCAGUUCGGCUACCUCUCGCUCUUCAGUGUGAUAUGGCCACUUACGCCCGUCUCCUAUUUCAUCAAUAAUUGGAUUGAAUUGAGGGGAGACACCUUCAAACUAACAGUCGAGUGCCGACGACCUAAUCCUGCCCGAGCAGAUUCCAUUGGACCCUGGCUUGACAGCCUUGAAUUCCUCGCAUGGCUCGGCAGCAUCACCUCAGCUGCCUUGGUGUACAUGUUCUCGGACGGCGAUGGACAUGGACCGGACGGCAGACCACACGCAAUCAAACUCUGGGCACUCCUGCUUAGCGUUUUUGUCUCUGAGCAUACCUUCCUUGUGGUCCGACUGCUUGUCAGGACAGCGAUCAGUAAGCUCGAUUCCGCGGCUAUGCGCAAAGAACGCAGCGAACGCUUCAUGGUGCGGCGCAAGUACCUCGAAGAAGCCGGAUUGGGUCAUGCCGUCAAACCCCUUGCCUCACCGCCUAACAGUCCCCUGAUGACGGAAUUGGGAGAACACGCAUUUGCUAGCAUCACCAGGCAGAGUCUUGAAGAAGACGCGAGGAGGCAGAGCGUAUCUACUGCUAACACGACGGAUAGUGCGAGCGAGAGAUUUUGGUUGCGGCAGCGGAACUGGGCCGAGUGUGAGAGGGUCGGUCUGGCCAUGAUUGACUUAAUGGACCUUGGGACGAGCGCGGGAAAGAAGGCACAAUGA